This is a messenger RNA of Neoarius graeffei (lesser salmon catfish), 396 nucleotides long. Its product is annotated as islet amyloid polypeptide. NCBI's taxonomy places the organism in Eukaryota, Metazoa, Chordata, Actinopteri, Siluriformes, Ariidae. Gene Ontology annotation, cellular component: extracellular region. Gene Ontology annotation, molecular function: hormone activity. Bases 1 to 396 code for a protein of 131 amino acids. The record is from RefSeq and is a predicted model, not a curated record. The transcript has 3 exons.
AUGUAUCAUCUAAAAUUGCCUGCCCUGCUUCUUCUGCUAUUUGUGCUGCUGCAGUGUGUGACCAUGGCACCAAACAACAGGUUUUCCAUCUCCUCCACUGAACAGGUGGAUGAAAUGUUGGAUGGGAAAAGAUGGACGGCCCCGGGCUUGCCGAUUAACCCUUUCCUCCAAUUGGCAGGGUUGCGACCCGAGAGGGGACUCAACACAGUCAACAGCUUGCAGCACCACAUAGAGAAGAGAAAAUGCAACACGGCCACGUGUAUGACCCAGAGGCUGGCUGACUUCCUCAUUCGUUCCAGUAACACCAUUGGGACUGUCUACAUCCCCACUAACAUCGAUGCAAACACCUAUGGCAAGAGGGACAUGUUCCAAUCACCAAACUCACUGUCUCUUUAG